Molecule: messenger RNA, 3801 nt
Organism: Teleopsis dalmanni
Lineage: Eukaryota; Metazoa; Arthropoda; Insecta; Diptera; Diopsidae
Product: BTB/POZ domain-containing protein 7-like
Exons: 5
Coding region: 787-3774 (995 amino acids)
Biological process (GO): morphogenesis of a branching epithelium
Molecular function (GO): protein binding
Source: RefSeq, a predicted model, not a curated record
UUAAGAUAUAUUAAAUUUAAAAUAUAUAUCAAUAUGCGAAAGUAAAUAUGUCAAAUAAAAAUGUUUGUUGUUAGCAUACGUGCAGUGCUCGUCGCCAGAAAAAUGACUACAGCAGCGCUGCUGUGAAGAAAUUUUCCAAUAGAAUUUUCAACUAAUUUUUUUUAUGUGUGUGCAAUAGAUUACAAAUAAAUUACAAAUAAUUUCAUAAUAUAAUACAUUUAAACAUAAACAUUAUUAUAUGUGUACAUAAUAAAACGUGGAAGGUUUGUUUUCAAAGAAGUGAAAAAUGUUUGCAAGUUAAAAAUGCUGUGAAUAUUAAAUAUUGGUGUGGAGAAGAGAGGAGUUGGCUGAUGGGCUGUGGAAUAAAAUGUCUUAUUAGAUUUAAUAAGCCAAACUGCAUUGCAACUCCCGAAAUAUAUCAAAAACGAAAUAUAGAUAGCAGAUCUGAAAUGAAUCUAUUAUUCUGAUUGUUUUUGUCUCAAUUAAUUUAGACGGCUGGAGCAUUUAAUUUUCAACAUUGUGUGCAAACAUUUUAUAUGACCGACAACCUUAGUCACCUCACCAAAAUAAUAAACAACCAUAAAGCAACAAAUAAAAUAAUUUAAAUAAUAAAAUAUGACAGCGUUCAUUUAAAAGAAUUUCAUAUAGUGCAUUUGAGUAUCAGAGCAACGAGAGGAAGUCACCAAGCACCAUAGAGAUUUUCGCUUUAGAAAUUCAUCUAAAUCUCUGUACAGUAUUUGCAUUAAUAAAAUUUUGUGGCGCACAUAAAUUCUAAUAUUGACCAUAAUGGGUGCAAAUACGUCAACAAGUGGCUAUCCGAUGGUGAGCAGCUCAGCUAGCAGCAGUAACUCAGGUCUGCUUUUGCCAACAUCAGCUGCUAUGACGGCAGGUGCAUCAGGAAGUGGUGGUGGACCUGGUGGUAGCAGUUUUGCUGGUGCAGGAGGUGGACCACAUUUUCGAGAGCAACGACGAAAACGUGUUACGGGCUUUGCUACACUUAAACGAAAAUUUAUACGUCGUAGACGUUCAUCAAAAGCCUGUGAUCAUGCGCGCGUAUUGCGUGAUUUUGUAUCUGACUGGACGCCUUUAGAGUUAGCGGCGCUCUGUGAAGAAUAUGAAGCUUUAGCUGCAUUAAGAGAUCUAUCGAUGCAAGCGGAAUUAGCUCGACCUCCUGCCACAACCUAUAAACAGGACCUAGCUGCGUUAUAUGAUAUGAAGACAUGUACGGAUUGCGAUUUAGUCUUCCGUGGUUCAAUUUUUCCUGUACACCGCUCAAUACUCUCCUCACGUUGUGCUUACUUUCGUGAAUUACUAGCUGGCUGUCCUGGUUUCGGUGCACGCAUAUGUCUCGAACUGCCAUCAUCACCAAUGAUUGAUGUGCAAAUGUUUUCAUCGCUAUUGCGUUACUUGUAUACUGGUGAUUUGUGUCCACAUGAUCCUACAAUUGAUGUUAGUCUUUUGCGUCAACUAGGCGAUGACUUCGGCACUCCGAAUCCAUUAGAACAUGACUUACGUUAUUUACUGGAAACUGGCGAUUAUGCAGAUGCUGCACUCGUUUUUACAGCCGAAGGAAAUGAUUAUCAUAGACCAGAUUCGGGUAGUUCUGAAUAUGGAUUUCGGCCAAAAUUGGAGCUGCCAUGUCAUAAAGCCAUAUUAAGUGCACGAUCGCCAUUCUUUAGAAAUCUCAUUGCUAGACGUACCAGAAAUGUUGAUGAAUAUACGGAACGAGCAUUACAUGUGCCAACACGCAUAGUGCUAGACGAAACAGUCAUACCGAAACGAUAUGCGCGAGUAUUACUACACGCAAUCUACUUAGAUACAGUAGAUUUGUCGCUAAUACUCCGUGGUGCUGGUUCGGGCAAUUCAGCAGGUUCUCUAGGAGAGGUACAUGCACUGACAAAUACAGGACGUGUGAGACCUACACCACUGGAAGAGGCUAUGGAACUUUAUCAAAUAGGUAGAUUCUUGGAAUUAGAUAUUUUAGCACAAGGUUGCGAAGAUUUAAUACUUGAGUGGUUGUCGCUGGAAACAUUACCGACGGUGCUAAAAUGGGGAUCUCAGGCUCAUGGUUCUGCAUGGGUAUUUCGCCAAGCAUGCCAAUACUUACGUGAAGAGUUUUCUGCGAUUAUUUCAUCUCCAGUAUUACAUCAGUUGGACAAAACUCAAUUAAUACACGUUUUACAAAGUAAUUUUCUGCAAGCUUCUGAAUUGGAGGUAUUACAGGCUGUAUUAAAAUGGGGUGAACAAGAAUUAAUACGACGGAUGGAAGAUCGUGAGCCAAAUAUACUUUCACACACGGCGCAUUCUGUUGCACGAAAAGGAGUAAAAAAGCGUGAUUUAAGUGAUGUGGAACUACGUGAAAUACUUUCUGAGUUAUUGCCGUUAGUACGUAUGGAUCAUGUUCUUCCGCCCAAUAGUGAAGUACUCGGUCAAGCUAUACGUCGUGGUUUAGUCAGCACACCUCCUUCUCAUAUGAUUGGUGAUGAACGUGAAAACCUACGUGUAAAUGCAUGGAUUCGUGGUGGAAAGAAUCAAGGUCUCUUUGUGCGGCCCCGAUUGUUCAUGCCAUACUUCGAAGAAGUUAAAGCAUUACUUGAGGAUCGUAUGGCUUCAUCGCACCAUCAGGUUGAACUUAUGCGCAUGCGGCGGUCACGUCAUUUGCCUGAUAUUCCGGACACGUUAUAUAUGGUAUCACGUAUGAAUGCCGCUGCAAAUAGUGGUAUGGGUGCAAAUGUAGGUUGCAGUGGUACAGACAAUGUUGAUAUGCUUGCAGCGGCAGCGGCAAUACCACCACCAGAUACACAAACAUUAGCUUCAAUGCUAAAGCGGGAACAUAAACUGCGUCAAACACCAAUGUGCCAGCGUGCAUUGCAUUUACCACUCUCUUCAAAACACGAAAUUGAUCGACAAAUACGCUUACGAGUAGUACGAGAAUUUAACUUGCCGGAUGCAGUAUCUGAUUUAUUAGAGACAUCACUAUUACGAAACCAAAGUGGUGCUUCAGAUGAUGGUGGUGUUACAUCUACUACACAAACGGAUGAUUGUUUAUUAGAAGAUGAAGAUCAGACUCCACCACCAUCACCAGCAGCUACUAGUUCCGUACCACGUCACACUACAGCAAGCUCGUUUCUUUCGGCGUCUGUGGGUUCAUCAGCUGCAUCGUCUACGUGUGGUGGUGACAAUGUACCAGCAUGCUAUAGUCGUAAUUUAACUUUCCCGCGACAACAUCCCGGUGGUUUACUAGGCAUGAGCAUUAGUAGCGGUAGCAGCAGUGGUUUGCAAACUAAUUACGCUAGACUUUCUGCCUCAGCACAUCACCACCGUAGUGACUUACCUGCGCUUAUAACUGAAGGAGAUUAUCGUUUUCCUCACGGUAGCACACUUGAUGUAGGUGCUGAAGGUGGUGCAGUAGGAUGUGUAGAUAACAGUAAUGGCGGCCAUUUGUCCGACAUGAUGCCUGAUGUAGCAAUGGCUACAGCAUCUCUUGGACAAUUACAUUUAGCAAAUAGUGCCAACAAUGGUAGCAGUGGUGAUAUGCCAGAGAGUCUGCAGUUGGACUUAGGUGAUGGACCUAGUCACAUAAUGGGCGGAGGAGCAGGCGCUGCAGGACCAAUUAGUAUACGUGGAUUGCAGCAUCAAUUGCCGCCCACAAAUUAUCAUCAUUUUAUGCAGCGUUCAAAUUCGCCAUUCGAUGUUCUACGACAAGGGCAACAUUCACCUGCACCACACCCACCAUCUGGGACGUACAAUUCCGGACCACCCAGAUUUUUAUAGAGUUUGCGUGUGGCCCCCGAUGAGGGC